Papaver somniferum (opium poppy) is the source of this 1241-nucleotide messenger RNA. Its product is annotated as proteasome subunit alpha type-1-A-like. The record is from RefSeq and is a predicted model, not a curated record. Lineage: Eukaryota; Viridiplantae; Streptophyta; Magnoliopsida; Ranunculales; Papaveraceae. Gene Ontology annotation, biological process: ubiquitin-dependent protein catabolic process. The transcript has 2 exons. Gene Ontology annotation, cellular component: proteasome core complex, alpha-subunit complex; proteasome core complex. The coding region runs from base 124 to 945 and encodes 273 amino acids.
ACAAGUAUUGAUACCCACAAACCAGAAAAAAGACCAAACGGAAGAGAAAGAGGGGAAAAAGAAAGUGGAAAUCACUGGUUCAAUCUUGAAAAUCGAAACCCUAGUUUUCAUUGAAGAAUCAAAAUGUUUAGGAACCAGUAUGAUACAGAUGUAACAACAUGGAGUCCAGCCGGAAGAUUAUUCCAGGUUGAGUACGCCAUGGAAGCAGUAAAACAAGGUUCAGCAGCUAUUGGACUUAGAUCUAAAACACAUGUGGUAUUAGCGAGUGUUAACAAAUCUAAUUCUGAGUUAUCUUCACAUCAAAAGAAGAUAUUCAAAAUUGAUAAUCAUAUUGGUGUUGCUAUUGCUGGUCUUACCGCUGAUGGUAGAGUUUUAUCUAAAUAUCUUAGAUCCGAAUGUAUUAACUAUAGCUUCACUUAUGAGUCUCCUCUUGCUGUUGGGAGAUUAGUUGUUCAGUUAGCUGAUAAAGCUCAGGUUUGCACCCAGAGGUCGUGGAAACGUCCAUAUGGUGUUGGUCUUCUGGUUGCAGGAUUGGAUGAAUCAGGAGCACACCUCUACUACAAUUGCCCAAGUGGGAACUACUUCGAAUACCAGGCCUUUGCUAUUGGGUCUCGCUCACAAUCUGCUAAAACUUACUUGGAACGCAAAUUUGAGUCCUUUGCCAACUCUUCCCGUGAGGAUCUGAUCAAAGAUGCACUCUUUGCAAUCAAGGAAACUUUACAAGGAGAGAAGCUAACAAGCUCAAUCUGCACUGUUGCCGUUGUUGGUCUUGAAGAGGAUUUCCACAUUUUGGAUCAGAAAACUAUACAAGAAUUUAUCGAGUUGUUAGAGAUGAGGGAAGAGGUGCCCGUGCAAGAAGAAGCUGGUCAGGAUGGUGGUGCAGCUAUGCAGGAGGACAGGAGUCCAGAAGUGCCUCCAGCACCAAUGGACAUUGGAGAUCUGUAAGCAUCGCGUUAAAGAUCUUGUAGGAGGACAGGAGUCCAGAAGUGCCUCCUCCAGCUCCAAUGGACAUUGGAGAUCUGUAAGCAUCGCGUUAAAGAAGGGACUUUGAUAGUUUCAUUUGUGAAAAAUUUAUUGAGGAACUGUAUGAACGAUGAUGUGAAUGACAAAGAUAUACUCUCCUUUUGUCAUGGUCUCACUGUUCUUUUUACCUACCUAGUAUUUUGGUGAACCCCUCAAUUAAACUUGUUAAGGAUGGUUUAUGUUAAAUUUACUUGCGUUAAAGUUUUUUCACAAAUUUA